Molecule: messenger RNA, 2763 nt
Organism: Oryza brachyantha (malo sina)
Lineage: Eukaryota; Viridiplantae; Streptophyta; Magnoliopsida; Poales; Poaceae
Product: subtilisin-like protease 1
Exons: 1
Coding region: 72-2447 (791 amino acids)
Biological process (GO): proteolysis
Molecular function (GO): serine-type endopeptidase activity
Source: RefSeq, a predicted model, not a curated record
UUUGUAACGUUAGUUUUAUCCUGGACAACUCCCUCCUAGAUCUCAUUCGUUUAGUUCUCGUACCUACUGAAAUGGACAGUCGGAGCCACGGGUGGUGCUCGUUGCCGCGACCCGCCAUUGCCGCCGCCGUCCUCCUCGCCGUCUCGCUAGCGGCCACGCCGGCGGCGAGCCAUGGCGGGCACGAUGACACCGGCCUGCACAGCAACUACCUCAUCAUCGUGCGCAAGCCGUACGAGUACGACACGAACGUGUACAAGAAUGUGUCGAGCUGGCACGCGUCGCUGCUGACGUCGGUGUGCGACAUGGCCAAGGAGACGCUGGAGAAGGACCCGUCCUCCAUGUCCCGGCUCAUCUACUCCUACCGUAACGUCGUCAAUGGCUUCGCCGCCCGGCUGACGCCGGAGGAGGUGGAGGAGAUGUCCAAGAAGGACUGGUUCGUCCACGCCUACCCGGAGAAGACGUACCAGCUGCAGACCACCCACACGCCGCAGCUGCUCGGGCUCAUGGGCAGCGCACGCCGCGGCGGCGUGUGGAACACCAGCAACAUGGGCGAGGGAAUCAUCAUCGGCAUCCUCGACGACGGCAUCUACGCCGGGCACCCGUCGUUCCACGGGAGGGACAUGAAGCCGCCGCCGGCCAAGUGGAACGGCCGGUGCGACUUCAACGAGACGGUGUGCAACAACAAGCUCAUCGGAGCGCGCUCCUUCUUCGAGUCGGCCAAGUGGAAGUGGAAGGGGCUCCGCGACCCGGUCCUACCGAUCAACGAGGGGCAGCACGGGACGCACACGUCGAGCACCGCGGCCGGCUCGUUCGUGGCGGGCGCGAACAUCUUCGGCAACGCGCUCGGCACGGCCGGCGGCAUGGCCCCGCGCGCCCACAUCGCCUUCUACCAGGUGUGCUACGUCGAGAAGGGCUGCGACCGCGACGACAUACUGGCGGCGGUGGACGACGCCCUCGAGGACGGCGUCGACAUCCUCUCGCUGUCGCUCGGCGACGAGCAGGCCGACGACUUCUCGGACGACCCCGUCUCGCUGGGAGGGUACACCGCUGCCAUGCACGGCGUGUUGGUCAGCGCGGCCGGCGGCAACACCGGCCCGGGCCCGAGCACCGUCGUCAACGAGGCGCCGUGGGUGCUCACCGUGGGCGCGGGCACCACUGACAGGCGGUUCGUCGCCACCGUGAAGCUUGGCGAUAAUGUUAGCCUUGACGGCGAGUCCCUCAGCGAGCCCAAGAACUUCGGAGACGAGAUGCGGCCGCUGGUGCGCGACGUGGGCGACGGCAUGUGUACCAGCGAGAACGUGCUGAGGGCGAUGAAUGUCACCGGGAAGAUUAUCAUCUGCGACGCCGGUGGUGAGCUGAGCUCCGCGAAGGCCAAGAUGGCGCUCCGCGCCGGCGCCGCCGGUAUGAUCCUCGUCUCCCCUCAGGUGUUCGGCUCGGUGGUCGUCCCCAGGCCGCACGUCCUCCCGACGGUGCAGGUCCCCUUCGCGACCGCGCAGAAGAUCAAGGCUUACAUCCGGACCGCGCAGAACUCGACGGCGAACUUCAUCUUCAAAGGAACGGUGUUCAACACCCCGAAGUCGCCGGUAGUUGCACCGUUCUCGUCGCGGGGGCCGAACAGGCGGAGCAGAGGAAUCCUGAAGCCAGACAUCAUCGGGCCCGGGGUGAACAUCCUCGCCGGCGUCCCCAAGAUCGAGGACAUGGAGUUCGGGCCCGACGAAGAGAUGCCCAAGUUCGACAUCAAGUCCGGCACCUCCAUGGCCGCGCCGCACCUCAGCGGGAUCGCCGCGCUGAUCAAGAACGCGCACCCGACGUGGUCGCCCGCGGCCAUCAAGUCGGCCUUGAUGACGACGGCUGAUUCCACGGACAACGUCCGGAAGCCGAUAUCCGACUCGGACGGCUCGCCGGCGACCUACUUCGCCCUGGGCGCCGGGUACGUGAACGCGCGGAAAGCCAUGGACCCGGGCCUCGUGUACAACCUCACGGCGGCGGACUACGUCCCCUUCCUCUGCGGGCUCAACUACACGGACCAGAGGGUGAACAUGAUCAUCCACCCGUCGCCGCCGGUGGAGUGCGCCAAGAUGCCGAAGCUCGAGCAGAAGGACCUCAACUACCCGUCCAUCACGGCCAUCCUUGACCAGACCCCGUUCUCCGCGACCAUCGCCCGCUCGGCGACGAACGUCGGGGCGGCCGCCUCGACGUACGCCGUCGAGGUGGACGUGCCGGCCUCCUUGUCCGUCGAGGUGAAGCCACCGACGCUGGCGUUCAAGGAGCUAAACGAGGUCCUGAACUACACGGUCAGCGUCAAGACCGCCUCCGGCAGGGCGCCGGCCGGCACCAUCGAGGGGGAGCUGAAGUGGGUGUCCGGCAAGUACGUCGUGCGCAGCCCGAUCCUCGUCUGCCCCGGCACCGGCAGGAGCGCGGCUACGCCAGCGACGGAACGAACAUAACCAAGCUGCCUCCGUGCACUGCCGUCGAUGGAUUCAGAUGGCCACCCGCGCGCUAACGUUGUGAUGUGCUGCUUACUUUGUUUCCUCUUCGCUAAGUAGGAUUAGGGCUCAUGUAUUUGGAGCUAGCUAGCGAAUUGAUCGAUCCUUUCCUCCGCGCGCGGAAGUGGGUGACGAUUUUUCUUGCUGUUCUUUUACCACUCGAUCGUAUUGAGAGGGUGCGGCUGAUCGCGCGUGGCCAUUGAUUUUGUACUCGAGGGGGCGAGAUUCGGUUCCAUCCCCCCUUAAUCAUGAUAUAAUGUUCAUUUCUUUUUUUUUC